AUGGAGUACGCUUCGCAGCCAUCUCCAUUUUUCUACUAUAAUCCAGAGCCCGCCCAUGACAACCGACAGAUGCACGGCCACUCACAGUUCAUGGCCCACCAGCAGCCCCACGGACUCCCCAUGGCUGUACUCGCAUCGAGCCCGGAGCAUAUGAUGCAAUUCCAACACCCCGCAUACAGACCACAUUCCGCUGGCUCGCACUUUGUCCACCACCCGCAGCCACAGCCCAUGUAUUCAUUACCACCGGCGAUACUCACACCAGAUGCCUCCCCUCGCCAACAGCUUAAGCCGGUCUACUAUGCCCAGCAGCAAGAUUUGCAACUCUUGCCAAUCGAAACCGAGUUCCAUCAGCACUAUCCCGGAACACCCACGCUCUCUGCUUCGGGGUCUUUCAGCUCUGCAUCGACGCCACCUUCGAGCGUGGAAUUCCACGCACCCGCCAGUGGACUUUACAUCCCUAAACAGCACAUGAUCCAGUAUCCCGCAGUGAAGCAGGGCUGUGAAGAGGAGGUCCUUCAAGAGGUUCUUGCUGGUGGAGACUGGACACGUCCCGGUUCACCUCCAAUGACCCCCGUCUUCCUGCACAAUAACUCCAUCUCAGCGGCCAGUGAUAGCACAUAUGGGUUUGACACUCGUCACAACUCGACACAUAUUUCGCCAUCGCCAUCUCCCGUGCCCCGCUCCGCCGCUUCUGAUCAGGAAGUUUGCGAUCCCCGCAAUCUGAGCAUUGGCAGCUCGGAAUUCCACGCCAACACACAUCACUGCAGCGGGCAGYACGAACACAAGGCUCCGGUCAAGCAAGAGGCGCAUGUGCACAUUGUUCAGCCUGCUGAAUUGGUUGGAUACCCCACAUUCGAGCCAUUUUUCGAAUUGGACGAUGUUGACGAUUUUUCCGGGGGUCCAAAUGCUUACUCAUCAGCUCCUGAAGUCCACUUCAACGGAGCGAAGCGACAACGUCUCGACCUCCAACACGGAUUUGUCGAAGACGACGGAUUCUUCAGCGAAGAAAGUUUCAGCGACGAGGACGAAAUGGUUGCCGCUGCCCGCGGAUACUCGCCUCCCAUGUCCGACUUCUCCGGGCCCGACGCCUCCGAGUCCGCGCAGACCAAAUCCAAGCGCAGGGGCUCAUCGAAAAAGGGGGAGCUGUCCUACGACGCCUCGGAAGCCAACAACCAACAGCAACACGCCUCGAACGCGCCGGCAUCCACCGCGCACAGCUCCAACUCCGACGCUGACGCCGACGCUAGCGAGUCCGCUGCCGCAACUCCCGCUCCGAGCGGCGCCGUCUCGCGUCGCGGUCGCAAGCAGUCCUUGACUGACGAUCCCUCCAAGACUUUCGUGUGCACCCUAUGCAGUCGUCGUUUCCGUCGGCAGGAACACCUCAAGCGUCACUACCGCUCCCUUCACACGCACGACAAGCCCUUCGAGUGCACCGACUGCGGCAAGAAGUUCUCUCGCUCCGACAAUCUCUCUCAGCAUCAGCGCACCCACGGUGCUGGCACUAUGGUUAUGGGUGUUUUGCAGCCUGGCGACGCGGCCAUGCCGCCACCAAUCGAAUCUGUCAACAGCGGUGAGGCAGGUACCAUCCUCCGUCCCAAGCAAGAGCAGCAGCCAUACCCACCGCCUCAGUCGCAGACACAGCCAUACCCGCCCCAGUUGUCGCAACAAAUGCCACAGCAACACCGUCUCAGUCCCGACGCUGGCGAACUUGGUGCCAUGCUCUUCGACGUCACCGCUCAAGUGUCUGGAUCCAGCUCAAGCAACGCCAGCUACUCCGACAAUGACUUCGACGAUGACCGCAAGCCAGCGAAGAAGAGGAAGCGUGAGGAGUAA
Molecule: messenger RNA, 1833 nt
Organism: Ramularia collo-cygni
Lineage: Eukaryota; Fungi; Ascomycota; Dothideomycetes; Mycosphaerellales; Mycosphaerellaceae
Exons: 1
Coding region: 1-1833 (610 amino acids)
Biological process (GO): regulation of transcription by RNA polymerase II
Cellular component (GO): chromatin
Molecular function (GO): DNA-binding transcription factor activity, RNA polymerase II-specific; RNA polymerase II cis-regulatory region sequence-specific DNA binding
Source: RefSeq, a predicted model, not a curated record